This is a messenger RNA of Hippocampus comes (tiger tail seahorse), 2105 nucleotides long. RefSeq names its product homeobox protein Hox-B1a-like. Bases 790 to 1926 code for a protein of 378 amino acids. The record is from RefSeq and is a predicted model, not a curated record. Gene Ontology annotation, molecular function: RNA polymerase II cis-regulatory region sequence-specific DNA binding; DNA-binding transcription factor activity, RNA polymerase II-specific. Gene Ontology annotation, biological process: regulation of transcription by RNA polymerase II. Lineage: Eukaryota; Metazoa; Chordata; Actinopteri; Syngnathiformes; Syngnathidae. The transcript has 2 exons. Gene Ontology annotation, cellular component: nucleus.
UCGCAGCUCCUCUUUUAUUCCCUCAUCCUCUCUUUGCCCUGACAGAUUCGUGCUGAUAUCAGAUUGAUGGGUGGGUUUGAUUGAAGUCUCUUUGUCGUGCUCAUGUCACUGCUAGUGAUGGAUGAGGCGCGUGCGCAAAUACACACGCGCGCACGUUAAGUCCUCCCCGUCCCUCAAGUCUCUGUUUGACUCUCACACGUACGCGCGCGUACAGUGGAUCCCUCGCCUCAUCCACCGGCCAACAAACUUGUGGGCCUUUUGGUCACCCUAGGCGACGUGACGACAAGUCACGUGACCCGGGCAGAGGUAAGAAAAGAAGUGACACGAAAAACAGAGGGGGGAGACGCAAAAGAGGAAAGCCGAGUAUGAGAAGAAAGUCAAUUAAGCUUACAGGAUGAAACAAGACGGACUAUAAACCUGUGUGACCACGAAGAGGUGACUUGGCGCUUUUACGCCCCGUAGCAUUGUUUUUUUAUUUUUUUUUAAAUCAUCACCGAACCUCAAAAUUCCGCUCGCAGAAUUGAUUUGGUCACAUCGUCGAGGCCUUCCUUUUGCAUAACCAUCUUGGUACACGUUCGCACGCCCGCGCGCGCACACACGCUCACACAAGCUGAGACCAUUACUUAUGUCUGAUUCAAUUUGGGGGGAGCAGUCUCCGCUUUUCUUUCCCGAUUAUUUUACAGCAUAGUUUUUCUAUGCAACUCACUUUCCUUGCAAGCAAGUCGUUUUUGAACAAUAUCUUUUUCCGUAUUGUUUUAUUUUCCCCAAAUAUUUGUCCCUAGAGUCUGCAUGGACACAUCGAAUAUGAACUCAUUUUUGCAAUAUUCAGUUAGUAAUCGAUCCUAUUGCAGACCUAAAUCUGGAUACCAUCAGCAUUUGCAUCACCAUCCCGCGGAUCAGCAUCACGGUUUCCAGCUGACCAACGACAACAUCCACUCGGGUCACUCCGCUCCCCAAGCUCCCAUCACCGUGUCGAGAGGUUCCAGACUAAAUUACAAUGUGGAUGAACGCUUGCACGUGAGCGCUGACGGUGGAGGACCGAAUGAGACGACAGGGCCGGCCCAGCAUCACGAGCAACCACCUCAUCACGAGCAUCAGCAGAGGCAGAAUGGCUACUAUCAUCCGCUUUACGACACCCAAAGUGGAUUAUUGUCUUCCUAUCAUAACGGAACUACUGUCAAUAACGGAGCCUAUUUGGAGCAGGCCUGCACCACAAACGCUGACUACGUGACAACGACGGGGCCUGCUAACAGCAUCCAUCCUCAAUAUUUCAUGGACGAGCCAGCAACAUCGACAUACUAUCAUCAAUCAACAUUUUCUACUUCGGCCCCCACCGUUGGUCCAAACUAUGGAACCCUGACUGCAGCCUAUUGUGGGCCCCAGGGCUCCCUACUCGGUUCCCAAUACCCGCCUCAGGUCGACGCAGCGGGUUACUUGGGACAUCCAAACGGGGGAGGAUAUGGAGAGGUACCUGUCUCACUUGAGCGAGAGAGGGAGGACGAGGAGAAUCAGCAAGUCGGACGGGGGCAAACAUUCGACUGGAUGAAGGUGAAGAGGAAUCCACCUAAAACAGUUAAAGUGUCUGACUUCGGCUUGGCUGGUGCAAACAACAACACCAUGCGCACCAACUUCACCACGCGGCAGCUCACAGAAUUGGAGAAAGAAUUCCACUUCAGCAAGUAUCUGACGAGGGCACGGCGAGUGGAAAUCGCUGCCACACUCGAGCUUAAUGAGACCCAGGUGAAAAUUUGGUUCCAGAACAGGCGCAUGAAGCAGAAAAAGCGCGAGAAGGAAGGCACGUCCACGCCGGUGCGCCCGUCCUCUUCGGGUUCGAUCAACACUGGGAUGGGAUUCAACAAGGUACUGGAGGAAACGGACCGCUCCUCCGCAUCCACGUCACCAGAUGCGUCUCCUGACUCGGAGUAGAGUCGGAGUUGUUUGUUCAAUGGGCCCGGAUAAAAGUUCAAUAAAGCCACAUGGACAUGACUUUCAUUCGCGUGUGAUCAAUUCGCUUCGACAUUUGUAUCCAAAUUAUACAGUAUGCAACCAAACUCCACAUUAUGUAACAGCUGAUUUUAAUUUAAAUGGGCGGUAAACAUCACUGC